CCGCCUGUACGUAAGCACGCAAACAUACAUACACAGAGACAUACACACGUUGAUCUUUGCUAAAAAGCGCCGACGACGGAUAAGCCGGCGAGCGCGCGUCCGGCUUUUUAUUAUCUAGCGGCAACCCGCGCCCUUCUCUCUCUCUCUUUCUCUCUCUCUCUUUCUCUCGUCUAUCGCCCUCCCGUCGCGUACUUUAUCCCUCAUGUCUGCGACAGGCGCCGGUAGCCACCUGUGCGUCCACGUUUCGGCAAAAUGCGACGUCAUCGCGUGCGCCGCAUACCGUAUACGCGCGCUUUCGAAUUUUCCCGCCGACCCCCCUUUCCGUUUUCCUCCCGCGGUCGCCGCGUGUCCUCGUCCUCCGUCGUUGCUCCGUCUCUCUCUCUCUCUCUUUACGAAGAACCUUUCGCGUAACGCGAGUGAUAAUUUCGAUCAUCUCGCGCUCUCACCCGAUGGCGGCGGAUGCGAACGCGACGAUUUUUAUUUCCACCUUCGCGCGAGACAAUGAACGACACGUGAGCAAGCGCGAGAUCACAUCGCGUCGCGAUUAACGAUCCGGAGAAUUGAAAUUUGAAAUUCGUUAAACACUGCUUGGCAAUCUCUGCUGUUCUUCUCUCUCUCUCUCUCUCUCUCUCUCUCUCACACACACACACCUGUCUCGCUGUCUCUCGUGCGAGAGUACCCUUUCUUUCUCUCUUUCUCCCUCGCCCCCUCCCCCUGCUCCCCUACGUGCUCGCGUGUGCACGUAUGCACCGGGACAGUUACACGAGCGAGCUGUAACUCGUCGACAACUACCACUGACAGAAGUGUUCUUCCGACUGCGAUUAACAACGCUAGUUAGACACGUGUCCCGUGUGAAACUCGUGUGUGUCUGCGGUCAAACUCGAAUGAACGAGACGGUGUUUAAUGUUGGGAGACCGAAAGGGAGAGAGAGAGAGAGAGAGAGAGAAUUAGAAGAAGGUGCAUAAGGUGAACCAGAGGGUAUCGAGGGGAACCAGAGAGCAUUGCUGUCCGUCGGUCAACGUCAGUCUGGUGUACGAAAUUCCUUGCGCAACAACAGACAGAGAGGGAAAAGUCGCGUGUCCGCGGCACAAGGCGAAAACAAGCGAAAGCGUGUAAGGGGGGAAAGGGGAAAGAGAGAGAGAGAGACAGAUACAGAGACGUACUUACUAGAAAUUCCCCUCGUGGGCACCGGCGCCGACAACCGGCAUCGGGCGAAAUGAUGUAGCAAAAGCUAUGAAUCGGAUAGGACGCGAGAACGAGGCAAGACAAUCGUAUCCGACGAUCCCGCCUGCAUGAAUAAAAGAACCGAAUAAAGUCCAGAAACCAAUUCGAGAUAAACGCGAGGGACUAGUAAUUAAGUGAUUCUACUAUAAUAGUAAACUUCGCGCUCGGGAAGACUAAUCAUAAAAUUGGAUCUCAUAAUGAUUAAAUCUCUUUAUUAUGGAACACGUUACCGCAAAGAGAGGGAAAAUUUAAUUAUAAUGUUCUGGAUCAAAUAGUUUCGCUGCGGAUUUCGAUAUGGAGGAAAUGCAAAGAAAUUGGCAGCGUCGAUUGUGAGACCACUUAGUAAAUGUAGCCGAACGUGUAAUGACGUGUCGUGCUCCGAUGGUAGAAUAAUUUUGGAAAGGAAAAUCAAGCGCGCAAAACUGCAGGCCGAGAGGCAGAGAAAAAUAAUUACAGAUUGAAUGCAAUUACCCCCUCGCACGUGUAAUUGUGAUCAUUGCUGAUAUAAAUUAGACGGAAGUUGACGAUUAAACAUGCUGACGAAUGCGCGUGUGAUUUAAAGAAGGAGACACGGAGAUGUAGCUUCAUUAUUACGCAGAUACUGGCGCGCCCUACGUAUUGUACAAAGAUAACAUGGAGAGACCCCAGGGUCAGUGGGGCCCGGGGCCGGGAUCUCUCCAGGACGGUGGACUGUACCCGCAGCAGCAACAACAGCAGCAACAGCAACAGGGUUCCUCCUCGUCGGGAAGCCCACAGCAGGCCUGUGGACCUCCGGUCGAGGGCGGCGAAAGCGGUCCCCCGCCCUCGUUAGCCUCGCCCGUGCCCUCACCAUAUCCCUCGGCGCCUCCCGAGCCACAAUCCUUGACUCCGCCGGACGAUGACAUACAGUCGAAUCAAGCCACGUCUCAGCAGCAGCAACAACAGCAGCAACAACAAACGCAGCAGCAGGUCCAGCAGCAACAGCAGCAGCAGCAGCAGCAGCAACAACAACAGCAGCAGCAGCAGCAACAAGUUCAACAGCAAUCUCAGCAGCAGCAACAAACGCAACAGCAAGAUCACUCGCCGCAACAACAAUUGACUCCUCACGCAGAGGUGGAUCGCAGCGAUUGCUUUCCCGGCGCCGGAGAGCUGCAACAAUAUCCGCAGCAUUAUUUCAAAGAGGCCCGGCCGCACCCUUCACCGUCCGUGCCACCGCAUAUGCUCACGCCCGGCGGCUUCUCCGCGCUGCACUAUCUCAAGCAACCCGGAGUAAUGCUUACGUCUCUCGGCCAAGGUGACGGCGGGCCGGGGCUGGACGCGCAUCAGUACGCGAGUCCGGGCGCGCCGAACAUGGCGACCGGGCUGCCUGACAUCGUGCAACAGAGCGGCAAAUCGUCCAAGGCCGGCAACAGCGAUCUACGUCUGUUCAAGUGCUUGACCUGCGGCAAAGACUUUAAGCAGAAGUCAACUCUGCUGCAGCACGAGCGGAUCCACACAGACAGCCGGCCGUACGGAUGUCCGGAGUGCGGCAAGCGGUUCCGUCAACAAUCCCAUCUCACGCAGCAUCUGCGCAUACAUGCUAACGAGAAGCCGUACGCUUGUGUAUACUGCGAGCGUACGUUCCGGCAGCGUGCCAUCCUCAACCAGCAUCUGCGCAUCCACUCGGGUGAGAAGCCAUACCAAUGUCCGGAGUGCGGAAAACACUUCCGUCAGAAGGCGAUCCUGAAUCAGCACGUCCGCACACACCAAGACGUGAGUCCGCACCUCAUCUUCAAGAACGGAAUGACGCCGACCCUCUGGCCGCAGGACGUUCCCUUUCCGCCCGAAGAGGGUAAGGAGGAGGUGGCGUCGACAUUCGGCGACACGGACACGCAAUCGGGUGCGUUCAGUCCGGCGCCGGACGCCAAUUCUAUCCAGUACCCGGCGUACUUCAAAGAUCCAAAGGGUGGCAAUCACGCGGUCUUCGGCGCAGGUGGUUCGGGCAGCUUCGGUGCCUUGCAGUACAUCAAGCAGCAGGGUGGCACGAAGAGCUGUCUACCCGACGUGAUACAGCACGGUCGCUCGGCCGGCAUGCCGUUGUACGUGCGCUGUCCGAUAUGUCAGAAGGAGUUCAAGCAAAAGUCGACGCUGCUGCAACACGGGUGCAUACACAUCGAGUCGCGGCCAUAUCCUUGCCCAGAGUGCGGCAAGCGAUUCCGGCAACAGUCUCAUCUCACGCAACAUCUGCGCAUCCACACGAACGAGAAGCCGUACGGUUGCGUGUACUGUGGACGCAACUUCCGCCAACGCACGAUCCUCAAUCAGCAUCUGCGUAUCCACACCGGCGAGAAGCCGUACAAGUGUCAGCAGUGUGGCAAGGACUUUCGUCAAAAGGCAAUUCUGGACCAGCACACGCGCACUCAUCAGGGCGAUCGGCCGUUCUGUUGUCCGAUGCCCAACUGCAGGCGGCGCUUCGCCACCGAGCCCGAGGUGAAGAAGCACAUCGACAACCACAUGAACCCGCACGCGGCCAAAGUGCGUCGGAACUCGAGCGGCGACACGAAGCCGCCCGGCACGCCCGCGGGCCUGGGUCCGGUACCCGUGCCACGCGGCCUCACGCCGACGGUCGUCAAGCCGGAGCUCUACUUCCCGCAGUGCUACGCGCCCGCGUUCAACCACCAGCCGCCGGUCUCCACCGCGCAGUUCCCUGGUGCCCAGGCGAACGGCGUGUCCGUGACCGGCGAGUUCAAGCCACCGACCGGUCUGCCGCCGCAGUGACUAACCGUCCAUCCUGCCGCCUACUAGCAAGCAGGAAUCCCCGCGCUGAGGUUUCAGCGCUGUUUCGGUCCCGCCGCCGCCGCGUUGGAGGCCGACGCAACGUCGAACGCCAUCGCCGCCGCUGCCGCCGCCGCCGCCGCGUCUCGAUGCGGCCAGCAACCGAUCCAGCAACAUUACCCGUGACAUUUAUCAUUGUGCAUUUACUAGAGUCUUCUUUAUUUUCGUCGUUUCACAACUCGCUCGCUCUUCUUGUUCCAUCGCUGCUUAGCAGAGAACCUCGGAACACGUCGCCCAGCUAGUCUCGAACUCGACGGUGAGAGUGCUUUUUCGUCGCGAAGAGAUCGCGUAACGCGAAUAUCCGAGAAACAUCGCAGAAACGUGUACCACACUACGUCGCUACGUCUCUGCUUGAUUCUGUCGGAUUUAAUUGUCUCUCCGAGAGAAAAUCGUUUAUCUAUCUCUCUCUAAAUCGUAGCGCAUCGGCUGUGAUGUAAAUAGAGAGAUAUAAAUUUCGGAGAUCGUUCGCGGAUACUUGUUUGACACAAGUGUCUUAGAUUUUCGCGUUAUUUGACACAAGCCGGAAAGACACGCGAUCGGGUCUCCCCCCCCCGCCCCCCGUCCCUGUAACAUUCGUGAGAAAUUAUCUGUUACGUACGUUGAAUAAAAUCGCGGAAAGACGACAAUCCCGGUUAGGAUUAUUGCUAUCGUUGCGUUGUUAUUAUCGAGAGCAACAAACGACGAUGCGAUUAUACUUGCUCAGGUAUCAAUCGAUCACUCGCGAUACUCAAACUCGUAGUAAGUUUGUGAUACACAAUUUUCUUUUUCGCUGUACACGAUCGCGACGCAACGUUCGUUACUUCCUCGUGAUCGUCCUCGCGUUAUUUUCCACUUUUCAGCGCGUCGGAUUAGUUGGACCCUUUAGGGAUUCCAAGAUUAACGCUUCGUUAUUGUUGGCGCACAUUGAGGCGACAGUUAAUCCGCCAACACACGCAAAUAACCGAUUCCCACUGCGAACCGCAUCUCCGAGUCGUCGAUCUCGCAUGUGAAGGACAAACGACGUGAGGAGGACAUGGAAAAGCUUGGAAAAGCGGCUGUCGCUCACCGUCGAGUUUCUCACUAGCCAGACCAAGGUAAAGUAACCAACGAAGAGUCUCGUCUAUUCCUCCGUACGUAUUUUUUAUAAUUAAUCGAUUACGACGUACCUUCUCGCGUUUCUUUCGUGGACAAGCGAAUAGCACGAGAGUUCGGGGCUUAUCCCGCGAGAACGUAGGCGAAUUCAAAGGGAGUUCUCGCGAAUCCGCCUCUGAAUCCGCCUAUCUUCCUCUCGCGGGAUGGUGCACGCGCCGCCCGGGGCGCUAUCGCUCACCGUUCAAGAUGCCACGUAUCGCCAAACGGGUUGAAGAUGUUCGAUUUCGACCAGACUAAAACGAUUGUGAUACAAUAUUUAACUUGCCUAUGUUUUAAAAGUUUCGCGGGAGAGAAAGAGAGAGAGAGAGAAAGAAAGAAAGAAAGAAAGAAUGAGUGAGUGAGUGAGUGAACGAGAAUAAAUGAGAUUGAGAGCGAAAUAAAUAUAUAUACAUAUACAUGGUAUAUACAUGUAUAUGUAUAUAUACAUAUAUAGAAAGAGAGAGAUAUGUUGUGCUUCUUGGAGGGGAGCGUUUACACGACCACGAGAAGAAUACCUGUAAAUAUGUAAAGCCGUUCACUUCAAACGAAAGAAGAAGAAAAACGAGGAGGAAAACAGACGAAGAAGAAAGGUGAAGUAUGCGAGCGCGUGCGAAUGAGACUGAGUGUGAAUGAGGCGAAAAAAUAAAGAGUACGACUGAACGUAAGAGAAUAGGAGAGAAGACAACAUAGGGGGUUGGGACGGGAAGGCGGGAGAGGGUAGAUAUGACGAGCGGAAGAAAGAUACGAGAGAUUAUAGGUAGAAUUUACGAGAACGACGCAUCCUCCCCCCCACUGUGCUGAGCCAUAGCUUUCGGUAGAUCGAGUUGCGAACGACGAUGACGAUGAUCCGCGAUAGAGUACGAAGGGGGAGGAGAAACGUAACAGGGGGGGAUGCGAUUUCUUGUAUACUAUAGUAAUAUUUGAAUGUAUAUUUAUACAGGUUAUAUUAUAUUCUAACUAUAUGACGAUAUUUUGAAUCGGUUUUAAAAUCAGAUUGGUGCUGAUAAAAAGAAAACUAGGUAAGCGAGUACGCGCGAAAAAACAAGAGGAGGGAACGUGGAAGAAGGCUGAGACACCGUAGAAGUUAGCGUUUAAGUAGCAUAGACGAUAGCGUAGCUCAAAGUAAAGAAAAGACUUUGAAGGACCGCGCUCGCACGGGGUCCGCUCACAUCUCGGAGAAUUAUCAUUAUCACUCUUUUAAAAAGAGGGGGAAAAAAAAGGAAAGGAAAGAAAAAGAAAAACAAUUCGUGGCAAUACUUAAAUGAAGAGCAAAAAAAUGAAAGAAGAGAGGAGGAAGAAGGCUUCAACGUAUUAGAGAAUAAUCUUUUAAAAUUUCUAUAUUAAGACGUGUGUGAUCUCUCUAAUUAUUGUACAUUACGUAAUGAGUCUAAAACUUAGACGACGAGAUGCGUUAGUAUAAUUACGAUUACGUACGUAUUAGGUGUUCUACAGUUAGUCUUUUGUCAUUUAGAGACACAGAGAUCUGAAGAUGAUAAUUGCGCGGCCAUAUUCUCUGUGGCCUGUUCGUAGUGCCUCGGAAUUGCUGCUCGCGGCAGUGAUUUGACCGUAUUUUUAGGAAGGUAUAUUGAAAAACCGCAAUUAUAUUAUACUCUCCAAUAUACAAUAUUAAAACAAAAAAGAAAAGGAAAGGGGGGGGGAAUCGCGUCGUGAGGCGUCGCGUUAAUAAAAUGACUCA
This is a messenger RNA of Solenopsis invicta (red fire ant), 6823 nucleotides long. RefSeq names its product myeloid zinc finger 1-like. The record is from RefSeq and is a predicted model, not a curated record. The transcript has 3 exons. Lineage: Eukaryota; Metazoa; Arthropoda; Insecta; Hymenoptera; Formicidae. Bases 1858 to 3960 code for a protein of 700 amino acids.